AUGACUUCAGAGAAUUCUGAAAACUCUCUGAAAGAUGAUCUAGAACGUUCGAACGACGGCAGCGAAACUCGACACGAGGGCUUCACAGACGACCACAACAAAGAGGACUACAAAAAUGAUGGCACUGCUAGCAGCGACAACAAAAACAGCUGCAACAACAACCGCAGCGACGAUGUCAACAACGACGACAACGAUGAUGUUGACAAUGGUUGCGAAUAUGAAACUUAUCUUCUCAACAAUAGCGCCACACGGGCCACACCAUCUCAAGACGAUCCCCAAUUGAUACCACGUGGCUACCGGGGCGGACCAGCUCAAUUUGCCGGAACCGAACUCAGAAUGGAUGGAAUGAGGAUGAAAAUGAAUGAAGACAUACAGGAUAUCCGGUUCGCGCCAUCUUCGUCGCCACAACGAGACAACGCCUACAACGUAAAGUUUUGUGGGGGUGGUUGCGGGUCUAACAGCUGCAGGCCAGUGUCCGGUGUUAGGGCGGUUCAACCAUUGGGUGGCGCUAAUGAUUUUGAGAAUAAUAUCAACCAAAUCUAUGACGGCCAAUCACGUGGCCCAAACCAAAACUGCUAUCGCUAUGGCACCGACUUCGACCUUCUCAGUCGCUAUGGCAAUGGUCUGGACUCUUCUAUAGCACCACGUGAUCUCCGGGGAAAACUGGACAGAUGUGCUGUCGGAACUUCGAAGGAUGAUCCAUUGCCGGCCAAUUCAAAAAUGGCGGAUUUAGACGGACUAACAAAAUCAGCUGAUAAUGUAAAAGAAGCAAGUGAAGAUCCGGAACAACAAAAACUAAAACUACCUGUACCUAACACCAUAUUUGGUUCCAUUCCCCGCCCGGCGUUUUUGGCUUCUAUAUUUGGUAGUAGUAGCAGUAGCAACAGAGACAACAACAAUGAUUCUGCCAAUAAAAACGAAAACAAAAAUAAUUCUGAUGAAAAGAAUAAAGAGGAAUGUAAGGCCAACAAGAAAAGAAAGCGCAAGUCAAGCUCAUCCUCCAGCAAGGGCUUAACUAAAAAAUCGUUAAAGGCCAAAAAAAGUGCAUCAAAAAUUAAAACUAAGCCACAAGCCGCUCCUCGCAGGUCUUCCAGAAUAAAAGCGAAAACAGAAAAAAAACUGCAGAAAGAGGAGGAUGAUGACGGAAUAAGAUAUAGAUUAAAUAAACCAAGUUCUAAGACACUGCAGCGCCCAAAAUCGACCAAAAUCAAAAUUUCUAACAAAAAAAGCACUUGUAGUAAAGCAAAGGUGGGUGAAAAGAUAAAAUCAGUAACAAAAGUCAACAAAGUUACAAAAACAAAAGCUACCGCGAAACAGUGCAAAUCGAAAAAAUCACCCAUGAGAAAGAGAAAACGUAGCUCCAUAAGUAGCUCUAAAGGUAACGCAAGCGUCAGUUUUACAAAACACAGAGCUAAAAAACAAAAAUUAGCUGAUUCUGCUAAAGAUUGCUGCUGCCGUGGACACGUAUGUUACAGAAAAGAUAGUGAAUUGAAAAGUAAGCCAAGCAUUAAAAAAAAAUCUGCUGCUAGUACUGGCAAGAAAUGUAACAAAUCUACAAAUAAUACACCAAACAUUUUUGUUGCCAAUUUAAAAAAGAGCGUCAUUGACGACGAUGAUAAAAUAAGAUACCGUUUGGCACGCGUUCCACGUUCACAGACAAAUGCGAACGUUUCCAACAAAAAAUCCCAGAGCAAAAUAGUUAAACACUCUGCUCCUAAAUCAGCAGUUAAACAAAAAGGAAGCAAAACGGUAUCAGUUUCAAAAAAUGUCUCAACUAUGAAACAGCCAGCUAAAAGCAAAGCACGUUCAGCCUUAAAGAGCAAGACAAAGACGAGUGCAAUGAAAUCAACUAGCCAAGUUGCAAGAAUUUCGAAAAAAGCCAGCUCUGCCGUUAAAACUGAGAAUGCUGAAAAAAAUACAGCUUAUAAAAGAAAAAAUUUCUUAACUGUAUCGGAUAAUAACAAAACAAGUUCGUCAGCGAAAAAGAAGAAAUUGGAUGAGAAGUCGAAAAGUAAAAACGGCAGCGAUCGAAAUGUAUGUAACGUAAAGAGCGGUGCUUUAAAUGCAAUUAACGCUGGCUCAAAUACAAACAAUAACGCUAAAAUUUUUAAAAUUCUUAAAAAUAAAGUUGACUCGGUGGGUCGUAAUCCUAAAAAAGUUACAAAACUUCCAUUAACAUAUCAAACUCGCCUUAACAAACCAGUAAUCAAGCAACCCACCAGGCAAAUAUCAAAAAGAUCACAAAAAAGGCAGCCUACUAAAUCGAAAAGUGCAGCAAAAACAAAUGAUAAAAUAUUUCCCAGAAGAGCCAGCAAAAAAAGUCGUUCAACUGCCACCUCAAGCAAAGUUGCAAAAAGAUCAAAUUCAGUAUCGAUGAGCUCUAAGUCGAGUAAAAAAAGCAAACUGGUUAAAGAUAGCGCGGCUGGGUCGGGUUUGGUUGUUAAAAGAGGCGUUAAAGGUACAACGGGCCGUGCCAAAAGGGAAAACAAAUCAGCAAUCUUAACUGCUAAAAAAAGUCAGAGCGGUCAAGCCAAGCCGAAAAAGUCAAGCAAAAGUGGUUCUAAAAUUAUUAUCCGUUCAACAACAAAAAAAGAAACUUUUACAAAAUCGAAAAGUCAAAAUGGUAGGAGCAAAACCACUAGCUCCAAAGUUUGCGCUUCGAAAGCAAAAAAAGAAACUGUUAAAAAAGAUCUGAAGCGUAAAAAGGUUUCUAGUUUGACCAGAAGUGCCAAAAAAUCAAAAUCGAAGAAACGUCCAUCUCCGUCAGCUACGAAGAAAGAGAAAAUUGUGAAACGCAAAAUCAGUCCUAGCAAAAGUCCCUGCCCUGCAAAGCGAGCUCGCAAAUCGAGGGAAGAUGUUGUUGAGACGAGCAACGAGAGCCAUUCAUCUACAACAUCGAACGAUCCUUUGGCUGCCGGUGAUAAAAACAGCUCCAACAGCAAAACCAACAACGACGACAAAAAAGAUGCGAAAACAAAAGAAAAUGAAUCAAAAGAUCAACCCGGUUGUAGUUUCGAUUGCCUCAGUCACCGCCCCAGAUCGACAAUCAGACUUGAGUCGCUAGUGAAGAAGGCAAAAUUGAUCGUACCUUCAGUAGAAGAAGCUACAAAAGGCGGCAAACCAAGAAUGGUACCCACAAUGGAUGAUAAAGAAGGAGAAGACAGGCAAAAAUCGAGAACGACAGCAGCAAAAAUCAGAGGCACUACUAGCAAGAGUAGCGCUUCGUCAAAAACAGCUAAAACUGAUAGUAAAGUAAAAACUAUUGCCUCCAAAAAAUCCGCUGCAGUGGUCAAACCAAAAAAGAUUGCAACAGUCAAGGGUAGAGAUAAUUCAGCAGCCAAACCGAAGUCAGCAGCUAAGAAGCAAGUAAAAACUGCUGCCGUUAAAAAGUCCGGUGCAAAAACUGUCGCCAGGGCUGCUAAGAUCUCCAAAAGAAAGUAUGUCCGAGCAAACUAA
Messenger RNA from Helobdella robusta, 3456 nucleotides. RefSeq lists its product as hypothetical. The transcript has 6 exons. Lineage: Eukaryota; Metazoa; Annelida; Clitellata; Rhynchobdellida; Glossiphoniidae. The record is from RefSeq and is a predicted model, not a curated record. Bases 1 to 3456 code for a protein of 1151 amino acids.